AUGGAGGGCGGCGGGAAGUUAGCAUACAGCUACAGCGGCGUGGAGCCCCGCAAGUUCGGGCUCGGCCUCGUCGCCGGCCUCCUCCUCGUAUCCUGCGCCUACUUCUCCACCGUCAAAUUCGACGCCGUCCACAUCGUCAUGAGCAAGCAACCGAUUAAACCACAAGCACAUUCGGGCCUGCAAGAUCAAGGUGCAUGGUCGUCGAAGGAGGGGAGCAAGGCAGAGGUGCUCGAGAAAGAUGGCAACGGCGGCAACGGCAUUUCCUCUUUCGGGCAAGGUGAAUCAGGCAAGCAUCCAUUUGGAGGUCCUGUAAGCUCGCUCGAGGAAAAGCAGAAAGAUGAGACGUUUGCGAGGAAUAAUGGUGAUGCCGCAGGCGUUGCUGUUGUCUCUGCGGACCCACCGGAUCUAGCAGAGGAGGGUGGCAAGGAUGAGGUUCCUGAGAAGGAUGAUGACCCAAGUGCCGUUGCUGCUCUUCCUCCCUUGUCAUCAGAUUCCUCAGACAGCACGCAAGAAUCAUCAGGUGUUCUCGAAGAUCAGGAAUUGCAGGUGCAGAAUGCUAUUGCAGCAGCUGCUAAUCCACCCAAGGAAAUCAAUAGUAUCAGCAGCAACGACAACGGCAGCUCCUCUGAGACUCCGUCUGAUCCAGCUGAAAUCCCUGUUCCUGCUCCCUCUCCAGAAAUUGAGCCCCCUUCUUCUGCUAACGAGAUUUCUGCUACUUCUUCGGAGGUUAAGGCCCCUCCAUUCCAGAUGACUCCACCUAUUCCUGAGGUCAAGCAAACAGAGAAAAAGGACAAUGAUUUAGAUACUGAUCCAACAAAACUAAGAACAAGGGAAAGAGGCUAG
Miscanthus lutarioriparius is the source of this 843-nucleotide messenger RNA. The record is from the annotation of a GenBank genome assembly. Lineage: Eukaryota; Viridiplantae; Streptophyta; Magnoliopsida; Poales; Poaceae.